UGAUGGCUUCUAUAUAUACCCUCAACACAAGAUGAACCAACCAUACACAUAAAACAUCAUACAUAAGGCAGAUAAAAUGUUUGGAUCUUUGUCAGAAGAAGUUGAAGUGAAGGUGCCAGUAGAAAAAGCAUGGGACCUCUACGGCUCAAUCAAACUUGGCGAUAUCGCGGCUAAACACAUUCUUGAGCGACUCGAUGUCAUUGAAGGUGAUGGUGGCGUUGGUACCGUCAUCAAGAUCACUUUCAAACCUGGGUCCGGGAUUUCGUAUUACAACGAAAAGUACACGAUGAUCGAUAACGAUAACAUGGUGAGAGAAACGGAAAUCGUAGAAGGGGGAUAUCUGGAUUUCGGGUUUACACUAUAUAGAGUUCGCAUUGAGGUGAAGGACAACCCAAAUGACAAGACGGGCUCAUCCAUUGUGAAAAUCACAAUCGAGUACGAGGUUAAGGAAGAGGCUGUGGAUAAUGCGUCACUUGUCACCAUGGAGCCGUUUCUUGUUCUUAUGAAGUUCGCGAAUGAACAUCUCUUAAGUUCUGCUUAGAUUAAAACAAUGUUUUCAUCAUCCAAUGUUUUCAAACAUUAGUAUGGUAGGUUAUUCACCUACGGAUGUAUUACAUUACGACAUAAAUAAAAAGUUUCAUUUCAGUUAAUUAAA
Molecule: messenger RNA, 655 nt
Organism: Helianthus annuus (common sunflower)
Lineage: Eukaryota; Viridiplantae; Streptophyta; Magnoliopsida; Asterales; Asteraceae
Product: S-norcoclaurine synthase 1
Exons: 2
Coding region: 77-541 (154 amino acids)
Biological process (GO): defense response; abscisic acid-activated signaling pathway
Cellular component (GO): cytoplasm; nucleus
Molecular function (GO): protein phosphatase inhibitor activity; signaling receptor activity; abscisic acid binding
Source: RefSeq, a predicted model, not a curated record